AUGUUGCCGUACAUCAAUUACCCGUUUGAAUACCUUUCGGGGAUACUAGGCAGUCCGCCGGAUGACCUCAAAUUGAUAUUCUCAUUUCUCCUCUCGUAUCCCCUCGCCGGCCUGCUCAAGCGCGUACCUGACAGCCGCCCCGAAUUCAAGAACAUCUUCAUCAUCGGCAUUGCCACAUUCUACCUGGUCGGCCUUUUUUCAUUAUGGGGAGGUCUGCGAACGAUCUUCAUCGCCAGCGCCGGGACUUAUGCGCUGGCUUCCUUCCUCCCUACUUCGCCCUACAUGCCUUGGAUCGCCUUUGUGUUCCUGAUGGGCCACAUGGCCAUCAACCAACUAGAGCGGCAGUUUACGGCCAACCCAGAGGUGAUGGACAUCACGGGCACCCAGAUGGUCCUCGUCAUGAAGUUAUCGGCUUUUGCUUGGAAUGUGUUUGAUGGCACGCUGCCCGACAGCGAAUUGAGCGAGCUGCAGCAGGCUCGCAAGAUUGUGAAGCUGCCCAGCAUCCUGGACUACACGGCCUACGUCCUUUUCUUCCCCUCCCUGCUCAUCGGCCCUGCAUUCGACUACAACGAAUACCGCAACUGGAUCGACACGAGCAUGUUCACCGUGCCGCCGACGGUGGAUCCGACAAAGAAGCCGCCCACCCGAUUCAAGCGCAAGAUUCCGAGGUCAGGAACGCCAGCCAUGUGGACCAUGGCAUCUGGCUUGGGCUACAUCUUCCUGUUCCUCCAAUUCGGAUCAAGGUUUUACCCCGAAUGGAUGCUGGACGAGGGGUUUCUCAAGUACGGUAUCCUUCGCAGAGUCUUCUAUCUCCACAUGGUUGGCCUUACCAUCCGCUUCAAGUACUACGGCGCCUGGCUCCUCGCAGAAGGGUCCUGUAUCCUGGCUGGCCUCGGCUAUAAUGGUGUCGAUCCCACGACAGGCAAGGUGUCGUGGAACAGGCUGCAGAAUGUCAACCCCUGGGGCGUCGAGACGGGCACGAACAGCCGUGCGUAUCUCGAGAACUGGAACAUGAACACCAACAAGUGGCUUCGCAACUACAUCUACCUACGCGUCACACCCAAAGGCAAGAAGCCAGGCUUCAGAGCCAGCAUGGCUACCUUUGUUACCAGCGCUUUCUGGCACGGAUUCUACCCUGGAUACUACCUUACCUUUGUUUUGGCCAGUUUCGUGCAGACUGCAGCCAAGAACAUGCGCCGAUAUGUCCGACCCUUCUUCCUGGACCCGAACACACAGAACCCGCUGCCGACCAAGAAAUUUUACGACAUCGCCUCGUGGCUCGCCACACAGCUCAUCUUCUCGUUCGCCGUCGCACCGUUCUACCUCCUGACCCUCGAAAAGUCCCUCAUCGUCUGGUCUCGGGUGUAUUUCUACGCCGUCAUCACCGUCCUCGUCAGCAUCGGCUUCUUCUCAAGUCCUGGCAAAGUCUACUUGAAGAAGGCUCUCGAGGAGCGCUCGCGGAAGGCGGGCGUCGCGCAGCUCAAGAAGUCCAGCAGCAGCGAGAGCCUGACGGGCAACAGGCCCGAGCCGGUGCUGGGGCUCAACGACCCCGUCCGUGACGUCGACGAUGCCAUCAAGGAGCUCAAGGAGUCUGGGCUGGACUCGAAGCAGGUCAAGCAGAUGGUCGAGGAGGCGAUCCGGGAAAAGCAGACCGAGUUCCGCAACCGGACGCGCAAGGCGUGA
Microdochium trichocladiopsis is the source of this 1683-nucleotide messenger RNA. Its product is annotated as MBOAT, membrane-bound O-acyltransferase family-domain-containing protein. Bases 1 to 1683 code for a protein of 560 amino acids. Gene Ontology annotation, biological process: lipid modification; glycerophospholipid biosynthetic process. The transcript is spliced from 5 exons. Gene Ontology annotation, cellular component: membrane; endoplasmic reticulum. Gene Ontology annotation, molecular function: 1-acylglycerol-3-phosphate O-acyltransferase activity; 1-acylglycerophosphocholine O-acyltransferase activity. Lineage: Eukaryota; Fungi; Ascomycota; Sordariomycetes; Xylariales; Microdochiaceae. The record is from RefSeq and is a predicted model, not a curated record.